Molecule: messenger RNA, 480 nt
Organism: Colletotrichum graminicola M1.001
Lineage: Eukaryota; Fungi; Ascomycota; Sordariomycetes; Glomerellales; Glomerellaceae
Exons: 1
Coding region: 1-480 (159 amino acids)
Source: RefSeq, a predicted model, not a curated record
AUGACCGGCUUGAUGGCGAUCGACCUCCCGACGCCCCUCAGUCUCCCUCGCAGUCGUCGACGGCGACGAUGGGUGGGCGUGAGCGUGCGGUGGGUUUCAACACGGAUGGCGCCCUCGGGCAUGUGUGGUGGUGGGUUGCAUGCAAAACGCCCUGGUACCAUCGGAAUCUGGAACUCGCAUGCCCCCAUCCGCGUAGUUAGGCAGUUCGAGGGAGGCUGGUGCGUAUGCAGGGCCAUCUGGAUCGAGCACAUUAAACCCCCCGCUCUUUUCGUCUCAUCCAUUGCGGCACCACGAUACGGAACCUGGCGGUGCAUCAGCCUGCAUGCGGACAACGACCCCCUGGCCGUUCCGGCACCAUCUACGGCAGGCACGGCCGCUGUCAACCCUACAGUUGAUGUGCCCGCCUUUAAUCCACGUGCCAGAGACGGCGAGGUCAUCGGGACAGACAUCGGUCGCUGCGCGUUCGGACCCCCGACGUAG